AUGACGACUUCCGAGACCAAAUUGAGCAUGAAGCUUUUGAUUGACACUAAGGCUAAAAAAGUACUAUUUGCAGAGGCUGAGAAGAAUUGUGUGGAUUUCUUGUUUCUCAUUCUCUCAUUGCCAGUGGCUACAGUCAUUAAGCUUCUUAAGAAGAAAGGGAUGAAUUAUGGAUGCUUGCCUAAACUCUAUGAUAGUGUCGAAAAUUUGAACGACACUUAUAUUCAGUCGAAGGACAUCCUUUUGAAACCUAAGUCAUCAGUAAUUGGGAUCUCUUGCAUUCCACUUCUAUCAAUUGAUGAUGUUCCGGCAACUACACAAAAGACCUUUUAUGCCUGUUCCAACACUUAUUCCCACUCAUCUGUUUCUGAUGACCCUAGAGCAAAUUGUACAAGUUGUCAAUGUCCUAUGUCAAGACGUUUGAGCUAUGUUGCUCCUCCGGUAGCGAGUGGAGCUGUGGCAUCAACAAGUGGUUUUGUGAAGGAUGUUGUGACAUACAUGGUGAUGGAUGACUUGGUGAUUAAGCCUAUGUCCACUAUUUCAAGCAUUACUCUUCUCAACAAGUUCAAUGUCAAGGAUGUUGGUGUACUUCAAGAGGAAGUUGUUAAUUUUGGAAUGGAAGAGGUAAUUCAAUUGAUUAUUGCAUCCUUCGAGUCGAAGACAGUCCUGACUAGUGUUUUCAUGAGCCUCAUAAAAGUGUCGAAAUAG
Molecule: messenger RNA, 705 nt
Organism: Solanum stenotomum
Lineage: Eukaryota; Viridiplantae; Streptophyta; Magnoliopsida; Solanales; Solanaceae
Exons: 2
Coding region: 1-705 (234 amino acids)
Source: RefSeq, a predicted model, not a curated record